Molecule: messenger RNA, 843 nt
Organism: Colletotrichum phormii
Lineage: Eukaryota; Fungi; Ascomycota; Sordariomycetes; Glomerellales; Glomerellaceae
Exons: 1
Coding region: 134-730 (198 amino acids)
Source: RefSeq, a predicted model, not a curated record
UGCGUGCUGAAUCAGGUGCUGGAUCAGGGAUGCUCUCAAAAUUUGGCCUCACUUCUAAUGACCUCAUUCGGUCUAGAACCUACAUCUAGAGAAAUGUCACUCCUUAGGGCGUUGUACCUCUUGGCGAUUUUUAAUGGAUAAGAUGAUAAAGAUGGAGGCUCAAAUCCCAUUGUGUUGUCGUCCGCAUUCUCGUUCUCGUUCUCGUUCUCGCUUACCUAAGGUACGUAGAGCGCGGGAUAUGAAUUCCGCCUGUGUAACCGUGGUUUGUGUGCAUCGUCCCAACUACGCACCUCAUGUAAGAAACUCAUCUCUGCAUUCUGGUCCGGCCCGUCAACUUCUAUCCGGGUUCCUGCCGGAUUCAAUCUUGAUCCCACCGGGCGAAACCCAUCUCGUACUAGGAACAAUCGAAAGAUCAUCUCGGCCAUAUACGCAAAUCUCGUCCGUCGGCGUGUUAUACAUCCGCAGUGCGAGGCCCCGGAGCCCGGCCGGUGGACGAACGGGUGCAAAAAGCAUCGUGGGCCUCGAGGGAGGCAAAAGAUUGCGUCGAGGGGGAAUCGAACCCCCGGCUCCCCGACGCUGCUUGAUGGCAACGGAGAAUUUUACCACUAAACCAUCGACGCUGACGAUGAUUGGAUUCGGCUGUGAGGCCGAAGAUCCGCUGGUGCUCAAGUUGGACUACUGGAGGUGUGGUUGGCCACGAUGUGGUGAAGCUGGCGAGUGUGGAUCGUAGUGGGGAGGACAGCUGGCCUCCUUGCAAUAGCUGAACGACAUUCUCUCUCCUGCGAGAUUCGCGACUGAAAAAUACCUCCAGAGGCUACUACUUCGUUGCUAGGCGUCUUUGCA